Messenger RNA from Guyanagaster necrorhizus, 933 nucleotides. Its product is annotated as actin-domain-containing protein. Bases 1 to 933 code for a protein of 310 amino acids. The transcript is spliced from 7 exons. The record is from RefSeq and is a predicted model, not a curated record. NCBI's taxonomy places the organism in Eukaryota, Fungi, Basidiomycota, Agaricomycetes, Agaricales, Physalacriaceae.
AUGGCGAUCCUUGGCUCUUUGCAUGCGUCUGCCGAAAUGAAAGGCAGUCACGUUAUCCUCCAAGGCAUUAUGGGCUGCAGUGAUUUUCAACAGGACUUUCUUGUCCUCCGCUGGGUCACGAAUAUGAGCGCAAGUUGUCCUUCUGGAGCAUUUUCGGAGCUCAUGAAACAUGCAUCUUCACGUAUAUAUCGAUUUUCGAAAAACCCCUCUGUCCAGGUCGUCUCGCAGUCUUUCCAUUGGAGAUUUUUCACGCUACCUUCCUAUUCUCGAGCAGAUGAACCAGAACUUCUGGAACUGACCAGAUCCCUUCCCCCCCUUCCUCACGCUAUCCUCCGUCUUGAUCUUGCUGGUCAUGAUUUGAUGGAGUACCUGAUCAAGAACUUGGUGGAGCGUGGAUACCCCUUCACCACCACGGCUGAACGGGAGAUUGUCCGGGACAUCAAGGAGAAGCUGUGCUACGUCGCUUUUGACUUCGAGCAGGAGCUGCAAACGGCUGCACAGAGCAGUGCCGUGGAGAAGGCUUACAAAUUUCCAGAUGAACAGGUCAUCACCAUGGGUAACGAACGAUUCUGUGCUCCAGAGGCCUUGUUCCAACCGGCGUUCUUGGGAUUGGAAGACGCUGGUAAUCAUGAGAUAACAUACAACACCAUCUUCAAGUGUGACCUUGAUAGUCGUCGUGCCCUUUAUGGAAACGUCGUCCUCUCCGGUGGUACAACGAUGUUCCCUGGUAUUGCUGACCGCAUGCAGAAGGAGUUGACGUCUCUCUCUCCUUCCAGCAUGAAGGUCAAGAUCGUCGCUCCUCCUGAACGUAAAUACUCCGUCUGGAUUGGUGGAUCUAUUCUUGCUUCGCUUUCUACGUUCCAGAACUUGUGGUGCUCAAAGCAGGAGUAUAACGAGAGUGGCCCGGGUAUCGUUCACCGCAAGUGCUUCUAA